Cuculus canorus (common cuckoo) is the source of this 2851-nucleotide messenger RNA. RefSeq names its product G-patch domain and KOW motifs (gene GPKOW). The transcript is spliced from 13 exons. Gene Ontology annotation, cellular component: ribosome; spliceosomal complex. Gene Ontology annotation, molecular function: structural constituent of ribosome; nucleic acid binding. The coding region runs from base 146 to 1438 and encodes 430 amino acids. Gene Ontology annotation, biological process: translation; mRNA splicing, via spliceosome. NCBI's taxonomy places the organism in Eukaryota, Metazoa, Chordata, Aves, Cuculiformes, Cuculidae. The record is from RefSeq and is a predicted model, not a curated record.
GGGGUCUAUAGGGUCUCUAUAGGCGCCUUCCCGCCAUCCCCAUCGUUGCGAGAGACGCGGAGGAGCCGGGGGGAUCGGGGCGUCCCACGAGGCAGAAGCAGCGCUCGCCGUGGGGGGAGGCGCAGACCCAUAGCUAGUGGCGAAGAUGGCGGCGGAUGGGGGCGCUGAGGCCGAGAUGGCGGCGGAGGCGGCGGCGGCGGCACCGCCAGGGCCGGUUUCCUUCUCGUUCAGCCGCAAAGCGGAGCGGAGGAAGGUGCUGAGGGCGGAGCAGAGCGCCGAGAACGGCGGCGACACCGAUUUCCUUACGGCGGUGGAAGGGCGGGAGCUGCUGAGCUCCCGUCCGGCCCCGCCCCCUCCGCAGGAGCUCGUUAUCCCCCUGCAGCCCCCUCGGCGCCGGAGGAACCCGGACCCCCCCGAAGGCCACGCCCCCUCCCCUGCAAGCCACGCCCCUCCGGGCUCCGUGGAGGCACAGGCAGUGCAGGAGCUGCUGGAGGAGGUUCGGCAGAGCCAGGAGCCGGGGGAGGGCGAGGGCGGCCCCCCCUUGGCCAUCCCACUGCGGCUCCAGGAGGGCGAUGUGCCGCCGCGGCCCCAGCCCGGCCCCCAGGACUACGAGGCGGUGCCGGUGGCGGCCUUCGGAUUGGCCAUGCUGCGAGGAAUGGGUUGGAGCCAGGGCGAAGGCAUCGGCCGCACCUUCAAACAGGUGGUGAAGCCGUUGGAGCAUCGAUUGCGCCCGCGAGGGUUGGGGUUAGGGGCGGAUCCGGCCCCCCCCGGUGCCCCCCAAAAUCGAGGGGGGGAAGAAGCGGGUGAAAUAUGGGGCCUGGAGGUUGGGGCCACCGUCCGGAUCGAGAGCGGACCCCACCGCGGCAUGGAGGGCAAAGUGCAGGCGCUGCUCCCCGAGGCGGUGCGGGCGGUGGUGCUGGUGGGGGCGCAGCCCCUCACCCUCUCUCUGCACUCUCUGCGCCCCUCGAGCCGCCGCCCGGAGCAGCCCCCGGACCCCCCCAAGGACAAGAGAAAGCUGCACCCCGAAAACGAGAGGCCCCCCAAAAAGCAGCCGCGGGGCUCCCCCCCCCCUCCGCGAUGGUUGCGCCGAGAUCUGCGCGUGCGCUGCGUCCACAGCGGCUUCCGCGGCGGCCGCUUCUACAACUGCAAGAUGGUGGUGGAGGAUCUGCUGUCGGCCGACGCCUGCGUGUGCCGGACGGACGAGGGGCACUUGGUGGAAGGCCUGCAGGAAUCCAUGUUGGAAACGGUGAUCCCUCGAGGCGAAGGCGACCGCGUGAUGGUGGUGUUGGGGCAGCACGCGGGGAGGGUGGGGCGAAUCCUGGAGCGCGAUCCGGCGCAGAGUCGCGUCCUCGUGCAGCUGCAGCACGAGGCGGGGCGGGUGGUGGAGCUCGACUACGACGCCGUCUGCCACUACGUGGGGCGCCACGAGGAUGAUUAAAGGGGCCCCCCAAAAAACAACCGCCUGCCAGGUUCCAGUAUGGCCGCCAGGAGGGAGUCGCCAGGAGUCAACAUGGCUGCCCUGAAGCCACUUGCAAGGUUCCAACAUGGCUGACUGAAUGGAUUUCACCACGUCUGACCUCAUUGCCUGAAUGGGCUUGCCAGGUUCAAAGAUGGCUGCCCGAAGAGGGUUGCCAUGUUCAAAGAUGGCUGCCUGAAUAGACUUGCCAGGCUCCAACAUGGCUGACUGAAUGGAUUUCACCAUGUUCUGACUUCAUUGCCUGAAUGGGCUUGCCAGGUUCCAAAAUGGCUGCCUGAAUGGACUUGCCAGGCUCCAACAUGGCUGCUUGAAUGGAUUUGCCAGUCUCUAGGCUGCCUGAAGCAAGCUGCCAGGUUCCAACAUGGCUGCCUAAAAAGACUUGCCAGGUUUCAAUAUGGCUGCCUAAAGCAAGUUGCCAAGUUCCAACAUGGCUGCCUGAAGCAAGUUGCCAGGUUCCAACAUGGCUGCCUAUCAAGACUUGCCAGGUUUCAACAUGGCUGCCUGAAGCUAGUUACCAGGUUCCAACAUGGCUGCCUAUAAAGACUUGCCAGGUUUCAAUAUGGCUGCCAGAAGCCACUUGCCACUCUCUAACAUGACCUCUUGAAUAGACUUGCCAGGUUCUAAGAUGGCUGCCUGAAGCAACUUGCCAGGUUCCAAGAUGGCCGCCUGAAAGGACCCACCAGCCACCAAUAUGGGUACCUAAAUGGCCUGACCAGGUUCCAAGAUGGCCGCCUGAAUAGACUUGCCAGCUUCCAACAUGGCUGCCAUCCUGAGGGGAAUAAAUGGUGCCAAAAUGGCGUCCUGGUGCCACAGUUCCAUGAUCGGAGCGGGGGAAAAGGCGGGAAAUGCCUGAGGCGAUUCCUUUCCAUGAGGGAAAAAUGAACCUUUUUGAGGUAAAGUUCCCUUUUUUGAGGCAAAAUGCCCUCCUUGAGGUGAAAAAAAAACGUUCCUGAGGUAAAAAUCUCUUUUUUUAAGAUUAAAAUCCCUUCUUUGAGGGCAAAAAUUCUCUUUCCUGAGGUAAAAACCUCUCCUGGGAGAUAAAAAGUGCCAUUUUUGAUGUAAAAACCCCUUCUUUGUGAACUCAACCCUUGUUUUUCUGAGGUAAUGUCUUCGUUUGAGGUGAAAUUCUCUUCUUUUGAGGUAAAAACCCCCUUUUAUGACAUAAAAAGAAUCUUUUUUGGAGAUAAAAAACGCUUUUAAAGGCAAAAUCAACAUUUUGAGGUAAUUCCAUUUUGAAGUAAAAAAAAAAAACACUUUGGAGGUCAAAAAAUACCUUUUUUUUGAGGUGAAGAACUCCAUUUUGAGGUAAUAAAAAUCCCUUUUGAAGUAAAAAGGUUUUUGAGGUUGAAAAAAGGCCCUUUUUGAGGUUAAAGA